This is a messenger RNA of Dovyalis caffra, 3621 nucleotides long. The record is from the annotation of a GenBank genome assembly. NCBI's taxonomy places the organism in Eukaryota, Viridiplantae, Streptophyta, Magnoliopsida, Malpighiales, Salicaceae.
AUGGAGUCCUGUUUGCAUUUGAAUUCUGCCAAUUUUCUCUUUUACUGGAAGGUUUUGGACGAGAUAAAGAAUUAUGGAGUGAAGCCAAAUGGACAAACCUAUAUCUGUCUACUUAAUGCAUGUGCUGCUGCUGGUCAGUUAGAUCCAGUGUACACAAUGAUUCGUGAUAUGACUUCCGCUGGUGUUGGUUUGAACAAGUACUGCUAUGCAGGACUAAUAGUUGCACAUAAGAACAAGACACCUGUAUCAGAAGAUGUAGCCACCAAAAUUAUUGAGUUUGUUGAGCAGUCAAAAAAUUGGUCAACUGUUGAAGCAUCAACAGGGGUAAAUGCUGAAAAUGUGAUGAUGAAUGUUUCUGAAGAGGAAUUAUACAAUUUACCAACUGCUGACUAUAUUCAUAGGCGUCAAGGAUUUUUGGAUAAGGAACUGACUGUAUACCAUGUGGCCUUUGAUGCUUUUGUGGAGCUUAAAAAUGUACAGGUGGAUCUUCUCACAUCCCUAGCUAUGGAAACUCUUGUGGAGAUGCUUAAGAGUGAGAAAAAGGAUCCUGAUGUCUUUAUUCUCGCACAAAUGAUGAGCUUAGGAAUAGUAGAGCAACAAGACAUGUGGCAACUCAAGAUUAGGAGUCUUACACUCAAGCUAAGCUCAGUUGUAAUCAUUAUUUCAAGAGCUGUGCUGGAACAAGUUCAGUUUAAAACAGCUCGAGCUCAAGCUGAGUUUGACCAACAUUCUAAGAUAAUCAAGCCAAUAUUCAAGCAGAGAUACGUUUGGCUCGGCUCAAUUAUGAUGUGCUAUCUACAUUCUGGAGACCUUGAUCGCGGUCUUCAAAUUUAUGAUGAUUACAUGAAUUCCAAGAAGCGUAUUUACAUAGAACUAUAUGUGUUUGCUGCAAUACUGAAGUCUGGUAUUGCAUGUCACUUUGCUGUUGGAAAAACCAGCUCUCUCUCAUCCAGGUUUAUGGAUAAAGGGAGCCAUGGUAGGGCAUACUCCAAGGGGGAUGCAAAUUGCUUUAGACAAGCUGGAAGAAAUGACGCAGAAAACUUCUUCUUGAAUCCAAAAAUGGCAAAUGAUCUCCUCCUCAUAGCAGCUGGUGAUAAGAAAGGUGGAUAUACAACUGCCAAUUAUUUAUGGGACCUGAUGCAAGCUCGGAAUAUAACACCUUGGUUUCCUGUGGUGGAAGCAUAUUACAAUGGGUUAAAACUUCAUUCAACUACACCUUCCCAUAUUGAUGGUGAAACUAUUAGCCGCCUCCUCGGUCUUUUCCGCCCUCCAACCUCUGCUACUCUAGCAGCAGUAGUCACAGGCGAUCUCCGAUCCACCACUAGGAACAAGCCUUUAGUCAUGGUCGAGAACAUUUUUAAAGAUGAAGCUAACGAGGAAAAAGGAGAGCGCGCCAGAUUGGCAUCGCUUAUUGGUGGUAUGGCAAUUGCUGACUUGGUCAAGACAACUUUGGGACCAAAAGGAAUGGAUAAAAUUUUACAAUCUACCGGCAGAGGCCAUGAAGUCACUGUCACUAAUGAUGGGGCCACCAUCUUGAAGUCCCUUCACAUUGACAAUCCAGCUGCUAAAAUCCUUGUUGACAUUUCUAAAGUUCAAGACGACGAGGUUGGUGAUGGGACAACUUCUGUUGUUGUUUUGGCGGGGGAACUUCUAAGGGAGGCAGAAAAGCUUUUAGCAUCAAAGAUUCAUCCAAUGACAAUAAUAGCAGGUUUCCGAAUGGCGGCAGAAUGUGCUCGUAAUGCUUUGUUGCAAAAGGUUGUGGAUAACAAAGAGGAUGAAGAGAAAUUCAAGUUGGACUUGAUGAAGAUUGCAAUGACUACUUUGAGUUCUAAAAUUCUAUCACAGGAUAAGGAAUAUUUUGCAAAACUGGCCGUUGAUGCUGUUAUGAGAUUGAAGGGAAGCACAAACUUAGAGUCCAUUCAGAUUAUCAAGAAGCCUGGAGGAUCACUGAGGGAUUCCUUCUUAGAUGAAGGAUUUAUUCUAGACAAGAAAAUUGGUGUUGGACAACCAAAGCGCUUAGAGAAUGCAAAGAUUUUGGUGGCAAAUACUGCAAUGGACACUGACAAAGUGAAAAUCUAUGGUGCACGUGUUCGUGUUGAUUCAAUGUCUAAGGUUGCUGAAAUUGAAGCAGCUGAGAAGGAAAAGAUGAAAGAGAAGGUGGAUAAAAUAAUAGCCCAUGGGAUUAACUGCUUUGUUAAUAGGCAAUUGAUUUACAAUUUCCCUGAAGAACUCUUUGCAAAUGCUGGAGUGCUUGCAAUUGAGCAUGCUGAUUUUGAUGGAAUUGAACGGCUGGCUUUAGUGACUGGUGGUGAAAUUGCAUCAACAUUUGAUAAUCCCGAGUCAGUUAAGCUUGGUCACUGCGAGCUCAUCGAGGAAAUUAUGAUUGGUGAGGAUAAGUUGAUUCACUUUUCAGGUGUUGAAAUGGGUCAGGCAUGUACAAUAGUACUGAGAGGUGCAAGCCGUCAUGUGCUCGACGAGGCAGAAAGAUCCCUGCAUGAUGCCUUGUGUGUGCUGUCUCAGACUGUUAAUGACAGCAGGGUUUUGCUUGGAGGCGGAUGGCCUGAGAUGGUGAUGGCAAAGGAAGUUGAUGAAUUGGCCCGAAUAACUCCUGGGAAGAAGUCUCAUGCUAUCGAAGCUUUCUCAAGAGCACUCAUUGCAAUUCCAACUAUCAUUGCAGACAAUGCUGGUUUGGACAGUGCAGAGUUGGUAGCAGAGCUCCGUGCCGAGCAUCACAAGGAGGGUUGCACUGCAGGAAUUGAUGUCAUUUCUGGAUCUAUAGGAGAUAUGUUUGAGCGUGGGAUUUCUGAAGCAUUCAAAGUUAAGCAGGCCGUACUGCUCUCUGCAACUGAAGCUGCUGAGAUGAUUCUUAGAGUGGACGAAAUCAUCACUUGUGCCCCUCGUAGGAGAGAGGAUAGAAUAAUGAGUGAGGAACAAGAAGAACAAGAACGAGUGUUGUUUUUAGAGGAUGGAAAGAAGAAAAAGUUAAAGAAAGAAGCAGCACAGGCUCAGAAGCGUGGUGUUUGUUACAUAAGCAGAAUUCCUCCUCGCAUGGAUCACGUUAAGCUUCGUCAACUUCUCUCUCAGCACGAUGGUUCUUCUACUGAUCAAGUGAAUGAUAAUAAUAAGAAUAGAAAAAGAGGUGGUGGAGUUAAAGCUCAAGGAUACUCUGAAGGGUGGGUUGAGUUUGCUAGUAAAAGUAAUGCUAAAAGGGUUGCUAAUUUGUUAAAUGGUGAACAAAUAGGUGGUAGGAAGCGUUCGCAAUUCUAUUAUGACCAUUGGAAUAUCAAGUAUCUCAGUAAAUUCAAAUGGGAUAAUCUUACAGAUGAAAUUGCCUACAAGAAAGCUAUUCGAGAACAAAAAUUAGCUUUAGAAAUUUCUGCUGCAAAGAGGGAGCGGGAUUUCUAUCUGAAAAAAGUUGACAAGUCUCGUGCUUUAAGUUCUAUUGAAGAACGAAUGAAGAAGAAGCAAAAGAUCCAACAGGAAUCAGGAGCUGAACUUUCUGUUGCACAGAAACCAACAGUUUUCCGACAGUUCCUGCAAACAAAACCAAUUGCUAAUACAGAGAGAAGCAAACCUCAACUUUCCAAAGAUGUCUUGGCUGGAGUAUUUGGUGGUUCAUAG